AUGCGAACGCACCUACCCCUCUCAACACCACGCAUCCUAAUCAUCACCAUUGCUUUCUUCCUGCUGCACACCCACGUUACUCAGUGUCUGCCGCUAGCAUCCACACAACGCCUCGACAGGCUCCGUCGGAACUUGGCAAACUCGCCCUCGCACACGCUCUCGCUCUCGCAACCGACUUCGGACCUCAACCCGCUCGUCCCGGUCGACCCGGACGCAGGGCAGGUGCAGACUCAGGAGCAACCGGGAUCCGCACAGGACGAGGAAACGUCGAUAACGUACCUGGCUGCUGAGCGCGGCUAUGCGAGGCAAGCGCGGCUGUUCGAGUCUCCGAGCCAGCAAGCGUCACGUCGCAAGAGUGAGGUGCGGCUGCUCGAGUAUCUGGCCUGA
Molecule: messenger RNA, 387 nt
Organism: Sporisorium graminicola
Lineage: Eukaryota; Fungi; Basidiomycota; Ustilaginomycetes; Ustilaginales; Ustilaginaceae
Exons: 1
Coding region: 1-387 (128 amino acids)
Source: RefSeq, a predicted model, not a curated record